AUGCGGGCCAUCGACAAGCCCCUCUUUGCAACCUUCACCUUCUUUCUGACGGCGAACCUCAACAAGACGGGCAUCACCAAAAACCCUCUGGCCGCUGAGCUGGCCAGGGAGGCCCAAGCCUCUUUUAUUUCUCUGCAGGAGAUCGAUGUGAACUAUCUCUCUGCUCCCGGCUUUGUGGAGGCUUGGCGGCACGAGGGCUACAGUGCGCUCCUGAGCGCUGGCGAUGUGAACAAGGGCUCACAUAGGGUGGCUUUGGUUUCGAAAGUGCCCCUUCGACAGGUCAAUCUGGGUUUGGCUAGGGCGCAACCGCGCCAUGUAGCUGGGCUGGUGGAGCUGUGCAGCGGCUCCCGCAAGCAUCACCUCUUAGUGAUUGCGGCCUACGGCUUUCCUGGCGAUCUGGAGGCCACCUCUGAAAUGCUGCGCGAACUGGUGGAGGCUGCGCGGGCCUUUGGUGGCUCCUUUGUGAUCUUCGGUGACUUCAACGCUACUGCAGACGAGGGCUACAUCGUCGAAGCUACUGCGAGUGGAGUGGUGAACGUGCUGGACGCCGACUUCGAGGAGGCCCUCCCCUUCACCAACCCCUACCGCGCGGACCCGAACACCGGAGAAAAGCGACGCACCCGCCGCAUCGACUAUGCCAUCGCGGACCGCAGUACUCUGGCCAGCAGGGUGGAGCACUUUGAGCGUCCGGACCUUUCGGACCACCUCUGUGUGCGCUGUGACCUCGAGGUGGAGUGCCGCCGAUCUGACUACGUGCUCCCGAAGUUCCAGGAGCUCUCACUGCAAGAUGAGGCGGCCAUUGGACUCAACUUCGACGCCGUCUGGGACGAAGAGCUGUUCUCCACCUACCUCGACGCGGAUCAAAAAAAGAUCAGCUGGACGAGGCCUGGACGCAGCUCUCGGAUGUGGCCGAGUGCUCUCUGGGUGCCGACUUCUUCGGCUGGGCGGACAGAAGCAGACGUAGCUCCUUUUGGGAACCUGUGCGACCUCGACGAGCUGAGCACCGAUGCGGAGAGCGUGGGCACGAGUCUCGUGCAACGCAACUUCUUCGUGGCCUCCUUGGGCGACUGUCUCAGCUUCGUCAACAGCCUCACGAUGAACACCUUCAACGUGCUAUUCGACGAGGUUGUGGUCAGCUGCGGCGCGUGGUUUCGGGCUUCCCCUACAUCGACCUCUGCUACAUCGACGCCUCCAUCGACGCCGUCUCCGAGCUCUACAACGUCUACUCGGAGCAGGAGCGCAACGCAAGGCUGGAAAGAUGGCGUGUGGACACGCAACAGCAGUGGGCCAAGGCCCACACCUGGGUCAAGCGCAAGGCUGAGGAGGCGUUGA
Messenger RNA from Symbiodinium natans, 1332 nucleotides. The record is from the annotation of a GenBank genome assembly. Lineage: Eukaryota; Dinophyceae; Suessiales; Symbiodiniaceae.